GGAGCAGGAGGAGGACAAGGAGAUGGCUGAGUUCCUGAGACAGAAGCUGCUGCCUCUGGAGAAGCUGGCCAGAGAAGCUGCCCAAAGUCCCCAGAAGCCCAAGAGACAAGUCCCUGAUCCUCCGCCCAGCAAGCCGUCCAUCACCAAGUCCAUCACCAUCAUCAAGGACUGCUGCGGAGCCACCCAGUGUUGUAUCAUGUAACCGUGGUUACAGAGGAGUUGAGGACAGUACACCCUCCCAUUCACAGCACCACCCUAGUAACAACAACACAGUCACACUGUACAUCUGUCACCUGACCUGGUCUCUUGGUGUCAUAUCACCUAUCGUUACAUCAUUUCCUGUGAUCCAGAGAACCCUGGUGCAAAAUGGACGCCCAUAUAGAGGUGAUAGAUGGACAGGCCUGGCCACAUGUAAAUACAGUACAUAAUGGAAUAACAGAAAUGUAAAUGAAAAAUGUGGCACUAUAUAAUGUUAAAAGGCAAUUGGAAAUGGAAUAUAUGGGACCUGUACUGUAUUUUAAGCAAUACACCAAUUUAUAUUGAUUUAGGGACUCAUUACAUCCCUCUUGAAACAUUCUUCAGAGAUCAAUAAUGACCUAUAUUCCUCCGAUUUAGAAGCACAACGUCCCAUACCGAAGCACAAACGCAUCAUACCAAGGUUCUCUGUCCACCAGGAAAUGACAUCAUGACAUAAUUGUUAUUGACUUUGUCAUUGUGAAUAACGGGUAUUUACUGGAUGCUUCCAUUCCAACCCUUUAACGGAACAACUAGAACUCCUCUCAGACUUAGGUACUGUAUGCUUACCAGGGUGGCGUCAAUUCCAUUUCAAUUCAGUCAAUUACUUGCCGAAUUACCAGAUUUGAAAAGGAAUUGAUCCAACCCUGAUGCUUGCUCUGGAACUGUAGAUUAUGAAACACUUCACUCACUGCAGUACAUUUUUUAUCCCUUUAUUGUAAAGGUAUACUUCCUAUAUAAACAGUAUUACUGAACACAGUUGCUAUGAUACCAUGUACAUUGGCAAGCUGCAACAAUCGCAUGAUUGAGUUAUUUUGUUUUUCUAUGAUGUAUAUUAACGUAUCAACAACCAACCAGUAUACACGCAUUUAUGUUGCUAAGACAAAGUCAGCCUUACAACUGGUCAUUCUUAUCUUCACCAAAACAUACUGGUAGUUAAUACCAUGGUAUCGCUACAAUACUAUUCAUGAUUACAAUGAAUAAGUAUUGCAAGGAAAACAAUUAGCGUCAUACUACGAGUCUUGCAAUUUCUACGGCAAUACAAGAAGAGGUGAAUGCAAUUCUUUAUUUGUACAUGCCUUUAAGAUUCUGGAAAAGAGUUUGUUGGAAUCUAAUGUUUGUAGAAGAUUAGGGAGUCCUGUUCAACAAAGUGACCAUCUACUUCAGAUUAUUUUCCUCUAACCCCACGCCUCCCUUUGGGCAGAUCUCAAAAGUAUUUUCCUUGACUCAUCAAGUCCUUCUCCGUGCUUCCAUCAGAGGUUUUGAGAAGCAAAGAAUUGAGGAAAACACUGAGACCCAUCCCUGAACUUUGUUCUGUAGUAUAUUAGUGAUGCUUUAAUGUCAAAAUUGAACAAUAUGCAUAAAUGAGCUGAAAUUACCUGUAUAUAUACAGUACCAGUCAAAAGUUUGGACACACCUACUCAUUACAGGGUUCUUUAUUUUUACUAUUUUCUACAUUGUAGAAUAAUAGCGAAGACAUCAAACCUAUGAAAUAACACAUAUGGAAUCAUGUAGUAAACAAAACAAGUGUUAAAUCAAAAUAUAUUUUAUAUUUGAGAUUCUUCAAAGUAGCCAACCCUUUGCCUUGAUGACAGCUUUGCACACUCUAGGCAUUCUCUCAACCAGCUUCAUGAGGUAGUCACCUGGAAUGUAUUUCAAUUAACAGGUGUGCCUUGUUAAAAGUUAAUUUGUGGAAUUUCUUUCCUUCUUAAUGCGUUUGAGCCAAUCAGUUGUGUUGUGACAAGGUAGGGAUGGUAUACAGAAGAUAGCCCUAUUUGGUAAAAGACCAAGUCCAUAUUAUGGCAAGAACAGCUCAAAUAAGCAAAGAGAAACAACAGUCCAUCAUUACUUUAAGACGUUAAGCUCAGUCAAUGCAGAAAAUUAAGAACUUUGAAAGUUUGUUCAAGUGCAGUCGCAAAAACCAUGAAGCGCUAUGAUGAAACUGUCUCUCAUGUGGACCGCCACGGGAAAGGAAGACCCAGAGUUCAUUAGAGUUACCAGCCUCUGAAAUUUCAGCCAGAAAUAAAUUCACAGAAUUAAAGUAACAGACACAUCUCAACAUCAACUGUUCAAAAGGAGACUGCGUGAAUCAGCCCUUCAUGGUCAAAUUGCUGCAAAGAAACCACUACUAAAGGACACCAAUAACAAGAAGAGACUUGCUUGUGCCAAGAAACACAAGCAAUGGACAUUAGACCGGUGGAAAUCUGUCCUUUGGUCUGAUGAGUCCAAAUUUGAGAUAUUUGGUUCCAACCCGCCAUAUCUUUGUGAGACGCAGAGUAGGUGAACAGAUGAUCUCCGCAUCUGUGGUUCCCACCAUGAAGCAUGGAGGAGGAGGUGUGAUGGUGUUUUGCUGGUGACACUGGCAGUGAUUUAUUUAGAAUUCAAGGCACACAACCAACAUGGCUACCAGAGCAUUCUGCAGCGCUACGCCAUCCCAUCUGGUUUGCGGUUAGUGGGACUAUCAUUAGUUUUUCAACAACCAAAAACACACCUCCAGGCUGUAUAAGGGCUUUUUGACCAAGGAGAGUGGAGUGCUGCAUCAGAUGACCUAGCCUCCAUAAUCCCCUGACCUCAACCCAAUUGAGUUUGACCAUAAAGGAAAAGCAGCCAACAAGUGCUCAGCAUAUGUAGGAACUCAUUCAAGACUGUUGGGAAAACAUUUCUAAUGAAGCUGGUUGAGAGAAUGCCAGGAGUGUGCAAAGCUGUCAUCAAGGCAAAGGGUGGCUACUUUGAAGAAUCUAAAAUAUAUUUUGAUUUAUUUAACACUUUUUUGGUUACUACAUGAUUCCAUAAGUGUUAUUUCAUAGUUUUGAUGUCUUCACUGUUAUUCUACAAUGUAGAAAAUAAUAAAAAUAAAGAAAAACCCUUGAGUGUGUAGGUGUCCAAACUUUUUACUGGUACUAUAUUUAAAUAAAAAGGCAUCUUUCAGGAA
Molecule: messenger RNA, 3166 nt
Organism: Salvelinus fontinalis (brook trout)
Lineage: Eukaryota; Metazoa; Chordata; Actinopteri; Salmoniformes; Salmonidae
Product: bMERB domain-containing protein 1-like
Biological process (GO): negative regulation of microtubule depolymerization
Cellular component (GO): microtubule cytoskeleton
Source: RefSeq, a predicted model, not a curated record